AUGGCCUCGUGAAUGUGGGCGGGGACUAAGAAGUGCGGGAAAUGCAGUCAGGUGAUCGCAGUUGGCGCUCAUUUCAAGGGGGCAAACAGCAACAAAGAAUCGACAGGGCAACUUCAGACAAUAUUGACAUCCACUUUCCUGUCUGAUAAAAUCAUCCAUAUUUAGCGAAAAUGUUUGUCAACAAGAGAGAUGGGCGCCAGGAAAAGGUCAUGUUUGACAAGAUUACUUCAAGGAUCCAAAAAUUGUGUUAUGGACUAAACUCUGACUUUGUUGAUCCGACUGCAAUCACAUUAAAAGUCAUCAAUGGCCUCUAUCCAGGCGUCACAACCAUCGAACUUGACAACCUGGCAGCUGAGACUGCGGCCACCAUGACUACAAAACAUCCUGAUUACGCCCAGUUGGCAGCGAGAAUUGCAGUGUCAAAUCUACACAAAGAAACCAGGAAAGUCUUCAGUGAUGUUAUGAAUGAUCUUUUCAACUGGAUCAACCCCAAGACAAACAAACACUCCCCUAUGAUUUCUCCAAAGACUCACAAGAUCAUCAUGGAUAACUCUGACCGAUUGAAUUCUGCUCUCAUCUACGACCGUGACUUCAGUUACAACUAUUUUGGAUUCAAGACACUGGAACGUUCCUAUUUACUCAAAAUGGAUGGAAAAGUGGCUGAGCGCCCUCAACAUAUGUUGAUGAGAGUGGCUGUAGGUAUUCAUGAGGACAACAUUAAUGCUGCUAUUGAGACAUACAACUUGCUAUCGGAGAAAUGGUUUACACACGCUUCCCCUACACUGUUCAAUGCUGGGACAUGCAGACCACAGCUUUCUAGUUGUUUCUUGCUGACCAUGCACUCUGAUAGUAUAGAGGGUAUCUAUGACACCCUCAAACAGUGUGCCCUCAUAUCCAAGUCUGCGGGAGGCAUUGGGCUCAAUGUUCACAAUAUCCGUGGCACGGGAAGCUACAUUGCUGGGACAAAUGGAAUUUCCAAUGGCUUGCUUCCUAUGUUACGGGUGUACAACAAUACUGCCAGAUAUGUCGACCAGGGCGGCAACAAGAGACCUGGAGCUUUUGCUAUUUACCUGGAGCCUUGGCAUUGUGAUAUGUUUGACUUUUUGGACUGUAAAAAGAAUACAGGGAAGGAAGAAAAUCGAGCCCGUGACCUGUUUUACGCACUCUGGAUACCAGACUUGUUCAUGGAGAGAGUACAGGACAAUAAAGAUUGGACUCUGAUGUGUCCUGCUGAGUGUCCAGGUCUCGCUGAUUGUUGGGGGGACGAGUUUGUGGAGCUAUACACCAAAUACGAAAAAGAGGGAAAGGGACGUAAGACAAUAAAAGCUCAGCAGUUGUGGUAUGCCAUCAUCGAGUCUCAGACCGAGACGGGUACACCAUACAUGUUGUACAAGGACAGUUGUAAUCGGAAGUCUAAUCAACAGAACCUCGGCACCAUCAAGUGUAGUAACCUCUGUACAGAGAUCGUAGAGUACAGCAGUCCUGACGAGGUUGCUGUGUGUAACUUAGCAUCCAUUGCUCUCAACAUGUACGUACUACCAGACAAGACGUUUGACUUUGCCAAGCUCAAGGAGGUCACAAAGGUUAUUGUAAGGAAUCUCAACAAAAUCAUCGACAUCAACUUUUAUCCUGUGGAGGAGGCGAGACGAUCCAACUUUCGUCACCGACCAAUUGGUAUUGGAGUGCAGGGCCUCGCGGAUGCCUUUAUCCUGAUGAGGUUCCCUUUUGAAAGCCCACAGGCACAAGAACUCAACAAGCAAAUCUUUGAGACCAUCUACUUCGGUGCUCUGGAAGCAAGCUGUGAGCUGGCAGAAAAGUUAGGAGCGUAUGAAACAUAUGAGGGGUGUCCUGUCAGCAAAGGGAUUUUACAACAGGACAUGUGGGGCGUGAAGGCAACUCUACAUGACUGGGAUGGUCUCCGUGCCAAGAUUGCCAAACAUGGUGUACGGAACAGUCUGUUACUAGCACCCAUGCCAACUGCCUCCACAGCCCAGAUCCUAGGGAACAAUGAGUCCAUUGAAGCCUACACCAGUAACAUAUACACCCGGAGGGUCCUGUCCGGGGAGUUCCAGGUUGUGAACCAACAUCUUCUGAGGGAUCUGACUGAAAAGGGACUGUGGAAUGAUGAUAUGAAGAACAAACUAAUUGCAAAUGGAGGUUCAAUACAGAGUAUCGAGGAAAUCCCUGACGACAUCAAACAGUUGUACAAGACAGUGUGGGAGAUUUCGCAGAAGACUGUACUCAAGAUGGCUGCAGACAGAGGGGCAUUUAUUGACCAGUCACAAUCACUUAAUGUCCAUAUCGCAGAACCAAACUACGGAAAACUCACCAGCAUGCACUUCUACGCUUGGAAACUAGGACUUAAGACAGGCAUGUAUUACCUGCGUACCAAGGCAGCUGCCUCAGCUAUCCAGUUUACUGUGGACAAAACAAAGCUGGCACAAAAAUCAGAAGCCGGCGAGGAACAAGUGAAUGACAAGAUGGCUGCCAUGGUGUGUUCCCUCCAGAAUAAGGAAGAUUGCAUGAUGUGUGGCUCCUAGAUAGGGAAUGAGAAGGAACUAAAAUAAUGUGGAUUAUGUUCAGUUUAACUGAAUGCAAACAUCAUAUGCUUAUAUACUGGUGUUUACCAAACUGCAAUCAACUUAUCCACAAGACAGUGCUUUUGAAUAUUUUUUUUAUUUUUUUAGUUAUUUAAAAAUAGUAUGAUAAAUGUUUUAACAUCUUCGUAAACAUCAAGUCAAAUUAUAAUCCUCAAAAAUUGAUCAAAUCAAGUGAUACAGCUGACUAAAUUGUCAACAAUUAAGAUAUAUUGAGUUUCUUUUAACUUAAUUGAUCAUGGUAAUAUAUUGAAAUUGAUAAUGCAGAGAGAUUUUUAGUGUGUUCCAUAACUACCAGUCUGUGUUCUAAAACCUUAAAUGAUAUUAUAUAUCAUUUUUGUCAGGUUACCAUUCUUGUGUAUACAUUUCUAUGAUUUGUUAACAUGUUUGUUAUUUUUGUAUUAUUUGUAUAAUAUUUAUGUCCAAUAUAAAAUGCAGAAACCUUA
Molecule: messenger RNA, 3043 nt
Organism: Pecten maximus
Lineage: Eukaryota; Metazoa; Mollusca; Bivalvia; Pectinida; Pectinidae
Product: ribonucleoside-diphosphate reductase large subunit-like
Exons: 18
Coding region: 171-2540 (789 amino acids)
Biological process (GO): DNA replication; deoxyribonucleotide biosynthetic process
Cellular component (GO): ribonucleoside-diphosphate reductase complex
Molecular function (GO): ATP binding; ribonucleoside-diphosphate reductase activity, thioredoxin disulfide as acceptor
Source: RefSeq, a predicted model, not a curated record